Messenger RNA from Sander lucioperca (pikeperch), 2083 nucleotides. RefSeq names its product myelin-associated glycoprotein-like. The record is from RefSeq and is a predicted model, not a curated record. The coding region runs from base 182 to 1684 and encodes 500 amino acids. NCBI's taxonomy places the organism in Eukaryota, Metazoa, Chordata, Actinopteri, Perciformes, Percidae. The transcript has 10 exons.
UGAUAUAGCCAACGUAAAAAUAACAUUUAUAGUUUCAGAAAAAAACUAUUUCAGCAAUUGUCACACAUGCAACACCUCAUCACGUUGUAGCUGUAGGCUGAAUGAGCAAAGGAAAUCCUGUGUUAACAUCUCUGCUGAUCUGUGAAACACAUGGUGUGAGAUCUGACCCAGAGAGGACGACAUGGACUCUCUCAAGUGGCCUCUGUUUUUUGUGUGCCUUUGCUCUAAGGGUUCUCAAACUGAAGUCUCAUCUUGGACAAUUAAGGUGCCGUCCUCAGUAAAAGGUCUCCCUGGAUCCUGUGUGGUGAUCCCCUGCUCGUUCAACUACCCAGAUCCAAGCAGUGUGGUCACUGAAUUCACUGGGAUGUGGGCUGAGGGGGCACAUGUGCUCAUCUAUCACCCAGACAAGUCAACAGUGAAGCAGCAGUAUCGGAGUCGGACAGAGCUGCUGGGAGACAUCAGACAGAAGAACUGUUCAUUGAAGAUUGAUCCCCUUCAACAAAGUGACCAAGGGCCGUUUUAUUUCAGGAUCGAAAUGGCAGGCUAUGACAAGUUUUCUUACAAAGAGAACACAGUCUCCAUUACAAUGAGUGUACCAAAUCCCAUCCAGUUCUCUGUGAAAGAGGAGGUAGUGGAAGGUGAGAAGGUGUCUGCAUCUUGCUCAGUGUCUCACUCCUGCCCCACCUCUCCUCCUGUCUUCACCUGGAGUCACACUGGAGACAUACAUUUACAACCACAGCAGCUUGACGAUGGCCAGUGGAGAGCGACAUCUACCCUGAACUUUCAAGCUACCCGCGCUGAUCACAACAAGCCUUUACAUUGCACUGUAACAUACAAGGGAGGGCAGCAUCAAAAAACAUCCAGAGACCUCAAAGUAAAAUAUGCCCCAGUAAAUGUGACAGUUGAGCAUAAGUCAGAUGUAAAGGAGGGAGAAGCUGUGCAGCUGAGAUGCUCCAGUGAUGCUCACCCCCGUGCCAGCAGCUAUCAGUGGCAUAAUGAAACUGGUGCUCAGCUGCAUCAAGGAAAUGUCUACAUGCUGCCAAAUGUCUCCAGACACACAGGAGCUCUGUACUGUACUGUCAUCAAUGCAGUAGGACGAGGCAAUUCAACCCCUGUGCAGCUUAAUGUGUUAUAUGCCCCUGAGAUUAAGAUGGCUUCUUCCUGCUCCUCAGAGACAGAUAUGGUAAAGUGUGUGUGCAUUGCAGAGUCCAAGCCUCCCAGCAUGGUCUAUUUUGUGCUUUCUGACAGAGUCCUGCCAAGCACCGAGGUAGAGAAACAUGGCUUUGUUACCAUUGGGACUCUGUGGGCAAAGUUUGGAUCUUCUGAGGCUGUCUACUGUCUGGCAAACAACACCCUGGGCAAUGCCAACCUCACACUCCCUUUACCUAACAGUAAGAUGCAGAAUCUUUACAUUAUCAUCGCUUCUGGAGCAGGCGGGAUUUUGGUGAUGCUUUUAAUAACAGUGAUAGUUGUUAAAAAAUGCAGGGGGAGGUCUAAGGAUGCACCAACACCUCGCAUGAGCUCACUGAAAACAGAUAAAGAUGUGGUGCUCCCUCAGUAUGCUGCAACAAAAAGAAAAGAAAGGUGCUAUGAUGAUGUACAGUGCUCCGGCAUUUACAUCGAUGAUCAUGUGUAUGGCAACAUGGAGACUGACUGUGAUGAAGCAAUAUAUGCCAAUAUGUAACAUUGUUCAACUCAUUUGAGGAACAGCUCCAUCUGAUGUGGGUCAAGAAAGUUGUACAAAAAAUAUGUUUUAUUCUGUAUAUAAGUGCUGUUUUUCCCCUGUAAUUCCCACAUAUUUUUGAAAAUAAUUCCCUGACUGCUUGUCUGAUCAACAGUCACAAAUGUGAAUGAUGAAAAAUCACCAUUAAACUGCUGUCAUUUUUUAGUUACAUAUAUGUUUGAUAACUUUUAAUUUUCAGUCAAAUCAAUGUAUUAGUCACCUAGUAACACAUCUUGCACAAGUCGCACCUUUUAAAUGUCCUCUUUAGCUGUAUAUGCAUUUGUAUGUACUGUAUAAACACAUGCACUCUCACAGAUUGUAUUUAUUCAUUAAUCAACUAAAACAAACUGAUAAUGUAAA